Messenger RNA from Engraulis encrasicolus (European anchovy), 2390 nucleotides. It is a transcript of the gene slc7a14a, whose product is annotated as solute carrier family 7 member 14a. The coding region runs from base 1 to 2370 and encodes 789 amino acids. Gene Ontology annotation, cellular component: plasma membrane. Gene Ontology annotation, molecular function: amino acid transmembrane transporter activity. NCBI's taxonomy places the organism in Eukaryota, Metazoa, Chordata, Actinopteri, Clupeiformes, Engraulidae. The record is from RefSeq and is a predicted model, not a curated record. The transcript is spliced from 7 exons. Gene Ontology annotation, biological process: amino acid transport; transmembrane transport.
AUGAGUGGGCUUAUGGGAAAGCUGCGGCGGGUGCAGUGGGGCGCCACCUGGUUUGCCUUCCAGGCGCGCGUGCUCCGCACCAAACCCGUGGAGUCAAUGCUGGAGAGCACGGGCGGCACGAGCGCCCACGGCACCAAGUUGGCACGCGUCCUCACCACCGUGGACCUGGUGUCCCUCGGCGUGGGCAGCUGUGUCGGCACGGGCAUGUACGUUGUCUCUGGACUGGUCGCCAAGGAGAUGGCAGGGCCGGGAGUCAUCAUGUCCUUCAUCAUCGCGGCGGUGGCCUCGUUCCUCUCAGGUGUUUGCUACGCCGAGUUCGGUGUCCGCGUGCCAAAGACCACAGGCUCGGCCUAUACCUACAGCUACGUGACAGUGGGCGAAUUCGUGGCCUUCUUCAUCGGCUGGAAUCUGAUUCUGGAGUAUCUGAUUGGCACAGCGGCCGGGGCCAGUGCGCUGAGCAGCAUGUUCGAUUCGCUGGCCAACCACACAAUCAGCGGCUUCAUGAUCAACCACAUCGGCACUCUGAACGGGCUUGGUAAAGGUGAACAGUCCUACCCAGAUCUUUUGGCGUUGGUGAUCGCCGUGCUUGUGACGGUGGUCGUUGCGCUUGGAGUGAAGAACUCGGUGGGCUUCAAUAACGUGCUGAAUAUCGUCAACCUGGUGGUGUGGGUCUUCAUGAUGAUCGCCGGCCUCUUCUUCGUCAACGGGGCGAACUGGGACGAGGGCCGCUUCCUGCCCUUCGGCUGGUCAGGGGUCAUGCAAGGUGCGGCCACUUGCUUCUAUGCCUUCAUUGGGUUUGACAUCAUCGCCACCACAGGCGAGGAGGCCAAGAGCCCUAACACCUCCAUUCCCUACGCCAUCACUGCUUCCCUCGUCACCUGCCUGACUGCCUACGUGUCGGUGAGUGUGAUCUUAACCCUGAUGGUUCCCUCCCCCGAGAUCGAUGCCGAAGCGCCCCUCAUGGAGAUGUUUGCCCUCCACGGCUUCCAGGCCGCCAAGUACAUAGUGGCCAUCGGUUCCAUCGCGGGCCUCACAGUCAGUUUAUUCGGCUCGCUCUUCCCCAUGCCCCGCAUCAUCUACGCCAUGGCUGGUGAUGGUCUGCUCUUCAAGUUCCUGGCGGUGAUUAACUCCUACACUGAGACGCCUGUGGUGGCGUGUGUGGUAUCGGGCGUGCUGGCAGCGCUGCUCUCCUUGCUGGUCAGCCUGCGGGACCUGAUCGAGAUGAUGUCCAUCGGCACGCUGCUGGCCUACACGCUGGUCUCCGUGUGCGUGCUGCUCCUCCGCUACCAGCCCGAGAGCGACAUCCACGGCUUUGUCAACUUCCUGUCCGAGGAGAGCGCCAAGCGCAAAGCGGAGGGCGUGCUGGCCGAGUGCGAGAAGGACGCCGCCUGCUCGCCCGUCAGCGAGGGCACCGACGAGUUCGGCGGCCCGGCCACCAACACCUGCGGCGCCAAGAACCUGCCCUCGCUCGGCGACAACGAGAUGCUGAUCGGCAAGCCCGACAAGUCCACCUACACGGCCGCGCACCCCAACUACGGCACGGUGGACAUGUCGUCGGUCAUCGAGGCCGACGAGUCCGACGGCACCAACGUGCUGAAGCUGAAGAAGCUGCUAGGGCCCCGCUACUACACCCUCCGCAUCCGGCUGGGGCUGCCGGGCAAGAUGGACCGUCCCACGGUGGUCACGGGGCGCACGGUGACCCGCUGCGUCCUGUCCCUCUUCACCAUGAUGCUAAUCUUCUGCUCGGUGCUGACGUUCGGCGAGUACUGCCUGGACAACGUCUCCUGGUGGAUCAUGAUGGCGGUGCUGCCGGUGCUAAUGUUGGCGCUGGUGUUUGUCAUACUGCAGCAGCCGGAGAACCCCAAGCGGCUGCCCUACAUGGCCCCCUGCGUGCCCUUCGUGCCCGCCUCCGCCAUGCUGGUCAACAUUUACCUCAUGAUGAAGCUGUCCAGAAUCACCUGGAUACGUUUCAUCGUCUGGUGUUUUGUGGGUGUGCUGAUCUACUUCGGCUACGGCAUGUGGAACAGCAACCUGGAGAUCACGGCACGUGAGGAGGAGGCCCACGCCAGCACCUACCAGCGCUACGACGCGGGCGUAGACGAGGGCUUCGCCGAUAACUUUUACCCACAGGCCGACGACACCUGGGAGAAGCAGCAGGACGGAGACGCCGCCACUAACACCACCGCUACCAAGAAGCGCCAGGACCAGAGCCAGGCAGAGCCCCUCGGCGCCCUCUCGGCAGGCUCCCUGGGCAGCCACAGGACCUCUCCCUCUCCCCACAGCAGCAAAGCCAAAAGCCCUCCAGACCAGCCUGACUUCGGAUUCGCGGGACUGGCGGUGGACGAUGACCUGGACGACCCUCUGGAGUGAGAGGGGAGCCCCUCCCCCUC